AUGGGACGGACGACAGCCAGGCCUCGACUGGAGGCGUCGUUGGUAGCACCCUUUUUGCGUUGGCACGCGGUCUCAGUCUGGCCGGACUGGCCGGACGGGACGGACACUUGGGCCUGGCCCAUACGUCGUCAACGUCGUGGCCAGCCGCGGUGGACAUGUUUGCUGUGGCACCGUGAGCCCGACCUGAAACGGAGGCCGGGCGUCAGCUUUCACAUCCUCCCACACACACCCUCAACCGGAAAUCGGUUGACAGCACAAGUUUGCCCAUUUGCGAUUUUUAUGCGACCCCUUUUCAUACGCCAACUUCACACUCCCUCUUGCCGGCAUUUGUGGCCGGCCGACAAAACGGCCCGACCGUGUGCCGAAACACACUCUCCCACCCGGUCGCCAAGUUGUCAAUGUGUGUCGAUGCGUGUGCAUCUGCCGGCCUGUGUUCGGGUGGGAGGCCAGUCGUGGACGCGAGGAUACCAAUGA
Protopolystoma xenopodis is the source of this 474-nucleotide messenger RNA. The record is from the annotation of a GenBank genome assembly. Lineage: Eukaryota; Metazoa; Platyhelminthes; Monogenea; Polystomatidea; Polystomatidae.